AUGAGAUUUGCCAUUGAGGAAAUUAAUAACUCAACUGAACUGUUGCCAGGUGUUACUCUGGGCUAUGAUGUUGCUGACAGUUGCUUUGAGGUUGUGGACGUCCAGGCCAUGUUCAGAUUCCUGUCAGCCAAGCAAGGAACAGAAGUGGAGAUAUUAAACAAUUAUACAUCCUACCAGCCCAUAGUGAUUGCUGUUAUUGGGCCAGCUUCAACAGAUAUAGCUAUUACCAUUGCUAGAGUGUUAGGUUUUUUCCUUGUUCCUCAGAUUAGUUACCUGGCAUCUGGUGAGAUUCUGAGUGAUAAAAUGCGUUUCCCAUCAUUUUUCCGUACCAUUCCAAGUGACAAGAAUCAGGUAGAAGCCAUGACUUUACUGAUUCAGGAAUUCCGCUGGAACUGGAUUGCUGUUAUUGGCAAUGAUGAUGAAUAUGGACGCAAAGGGGUCACCAAAGUGGUGGAAAUGGCCUCGGCACUGGGGACCUGCAUUGCAUAUCAGAGUAUCAUCUCCACCUCCCCUGAAAUCAUCACCCAAGUGAUCAACAACAUCAGCAGUACAGUCAAUGUUACUAUCCUCUUUUCCAAUAGGUUUAUAGCACACAUAUUUUUCAGUCUUGUUGUGGCUCAAAACCUUACUUCCAAAGUAUGGAUUGUAAGUGAAGCUAUUUCAUUAUCAGAGGAGAUAGCAAACAUACCAAAAAUCGAGAGUACUGGGACUGUUAUAGGCAUAGCAAUUAAAGAAGGGCAAAUGACACACUUUGAAGAGUUCCUAGAGAAACCUCUGAACCACAUUAAUUCAGGGAUCGUGCCAGUCCUGGGGCUGGGAGAGCGUAUCAAUAGCAGAAGCACCUGUGAUCAAGACUGUAGCAAAUGUCAUUGGCUGAGGGCUAGGCACUUGAACUCUUCAUCAUACGAAGUGGAGAAGAGAAUCUCAUACAAUGUAUACUCAGCUGUAUAUGCUGUUGCCCAUGCGUUACACAAUCUUCUCCAAUGUAACGCAACACAGUGUGAUAAAACACAAAGCAUCCUCCCGUGGCAGCCAGUGUAUGACCUUCAGAGGUACCAGCAGUGA
This is a messenger RNA of Pristis pectinata (smalltooth sawfish), 1065 nucleotides long. RefSeq names its product taste receptor type 1 member 3-like. Lineage: Eukaryota; Metazoa; Chordata; Chondrichthyes; Rhinopristiformes; Pristidae. The transcript has 3 exons. Bases 1 to 1065 code for a protein of 354 amino acids. Gene Ontology annotation, biological process: G protein-coupled receptor signaling pathway. Gene Ontology annotation, cellular component: membrane. Gene Ontology annotation, molecular function: G protein-coupled receptor activity. The record is from RefSeq and is a predicted model, not a curated record.